This is a messenger RNA of [Candida] anglica, 2175 nucleotides long. Lineage: Eukaryota; Fungi; Ascomycota; Pichiomycetes; Serinales; Debaryomycetaceae. The record is from the annotation of a GenBank genome assembly.
AUGAACUCUCAACCUUUCUCGGCUGAUGUGGAAGAUAAAGAGGACCAAGACGAAAAUCUAGAGGACACGAAACAAGGGAUGGAUGUAGAUACAACGGGUUUAAAUACAACUACCCUGACAUUAGAAUCUGUUAAUCAAAUCUCUGAUCUUGUAAGUCUGCCACAAUCAGAUCAUCUACAUUCAGAGAAAGAUACACAUGUAUUUGAUACCCUAGAGACCAUGGAAGUUACACUGGAGAGUUCUAUUGGGAGUGGGAUUGAAUCAGAAGAUGAGCCUGAUCUCAUUCACGAAGAUGAUAUAUUAAGUCUGUUUAAUAAUCCCUUGGCUGAAUUGGUGAGACCCACCGAUUUGAAACUGUACGUUGGGCAAGAACAUUUAAUUAAUGAUGGGAAUGGUCUGAUAAAGAACUUUAUUCGACUCGGCUAUCUUCCUUCUAUGAUCUUACAUGGCCCACCAGGUGUUGGUAAGACUACUAUUGCCUCAAUUUUGGCGAGAGAAACAAAAUAUGUGUUUUUGGAAUUAUCGGCUACCAAUGGGACAGUGGCAGAUUUAAAACGAAUCCUGAGAGAUAUAGAGAAUGAAAACAGCCGAAGGCAGGCAAUGAAGCAAGAUACGAUGAAGGUUGUUCUAUUUAUUGACGAGAUCCAUCGGUUUUCUACUACACAGCAAGAUUUCUUAUUACCAUAUAUUGAAAAUGGUCAAUUUGUGUUUAUUGGCGCAACUCUGGUAAAUCCUAAACUGCGUAUUCGUAGAGCGAUUCUUUCGAGGUGUCAGAUAUUUCAACUCAAAUCGUUAACUAAUGCUGAUCUAGUUCGUGUUAUUAAAAGAGCAAUUUUGUUUGAAAAUAUCAGACGUCGUUGUUCUCAUAGAAUUAAGUUUAUUGAACUUGAAACACUGGCGAUAGAUUUAAUAGUUUCCAGGUGUAAAGGUGACUCCCGUUCAGCUAUUAAUAUGGUGGAACUUAUAAGUGGACAUGUGAGUGGAUCGGAUACAACUUACACUGUAGGUGAUCACAAUCCCGUGCAUGUUACAUGUGAAACUGUUGUCAAUAUAUUACGAAAUAAUAGAGAAAAUGUUAGUGGAUUAAAGGACCAGCGAAAUUUGAAUUUACUUCUCAAGUUAUUUGAUAGUUUAAAAAAUGUUUCACGCAGAAGGAUUCUUCAUCAUAUUGAAAUUGACAAAGAUGAAGUAUCAACUGAUAUUGAUGAAGAUGACAAGGAAUCAAUAGUAGGAGAUGGAAAUAAAUAUGAUGAGAUUGAAGAAGGUGAGGAUAUUACUGAACCUACAAAGAAUACAGCUUCAGAAUCUAUGUCACCAUGUCCAAGAGUUGUUACAAGUUCCCAAACCACAAUUCCACCUGAUAAGCUACAAGAAAGUUCACAAGUGGUAUUCAAUGAGUCCCAAAUUGUAUCUCAAUCACUGAUAAAGGAAGUGCAGGUGCAAAGUCAUAACGCCAAGUUAAAUAAUGAGCCUCAUAGAAGAAAGUUGAGCGGAAACUCUAAAGUAAUCAAACGUAGAAGAGCUGGCUCGUCUACAAAAUUUACCAAAUUAUUAUCUAAAUAUCCAAUCGAUGAACUCUUGUUGAAAGUUCAAAACUCUGACGAUAGUGACAUAAGUGAUAAUGAUGAGCUACUGUGUGAUUCUGAAGAAGUUGGUAUUGCAGAUCAGUUUCUGGAUACUGAUAGGUAUACAUUUCUAGCAACUUAUCAGACUAAUUGGCUUAUUGAAAGAGGGGAGUCACCUUUAUUUCUAUUGAAACAAUUGAUAUUAUUUACAUGUUUAUAUCCCGAUUGCAAGGUAUUGCCCUUACCUGAAAUAACUUCUAUGAUUAAAGUCUUGAAACAUACAUCUGCUGAUCCUAGAAAAGUGUUGGCCAAUCUUGUUCACAGGAUCACACGAGCACGUCAGCUCCCUAUAAAGGAUGCAUACCAUGAUCCUGUGAGAAGAUUAAAAGCUAUCAAAUCAUAUUGUGUGCAAGAAUUUGCCGAGGUGAAGGUUGGUACGGAACAUAUAAUGCUGCCAGAUCUUCCAAUUUCAUACGAACAGUCUGUAGUAGAUGAUUUGACUGUCCAGUUAGACUUUGGUACAACUCCAGAAAGUGAUACGUUCCCUGUCUUGCCCAUUCUAGACUUUGAUCCGAUGGAGCAUGGUGAUCUCCAAGUGGUAGAUUUUUAA